ACAAAUCUUAUUACCGUAAUGCUUCGAUUCGUGUAUAAAACCGUGUGAAUGUGAAACCGCCGAUACAGGAGUCUUAAUAAUCAAGCACCUGGUGAAGUGGCAGUUAAAGCAGGUUGUGCCCUCAGUGCCAUGUAAUCACCAUUAACGCAUCAUGCUGCUCUGCUUACUGUAGCUUUAAUACUGAACCGAGAAACCAGUGCAGCUAAUCCUAAACCAGGACUCGAUUUUACUUCAGUCGGGUGAUAUGCUUUUACUGUGGUCCAGGAAUGCCCAAAGAGAAGUAUGAGCCGCCGGAUCCUCGGCGGAUGUACACGAUAAUGUCCAACGAAGACGCUGCAAGUGGGAAAAAGUCCUACUGGCCUGAGCUUGAGAUUAGUGGUAAAGUGCGAAGUUUGAGCUCAGCCCUGUGGUCUCUCACCCACCUUACAGCUUUGCACCUCAGUGACAACUCGCUGUCACGCAUUCCACCCGACAUUGCCAAGCUGCACAACCUUAUGUACCUGGACCUGUCGUCCAAUAAGAUCAGGAGCCUCCCAGCUGAGCUCGGCAACAUGGUAUCUCUCAGGGAACUGCUUUUAAAUAACAACCAGUUGCGGGUUCUGCCUUUCGAAUUGGGGAAACUGUUUCAGUUACAAACACUGGGGUUAAAAGGAAAUCCACUUGCACAGGAGCUUAUGAGCCUCUACCAGGAGCCAGAUGGCACUCGUCGACUGCUGAACUACCUUUUGGACAAUCUUGCCGGUGCUAUUAAACGCAUCCCAACAGAGCAACCACCGCCCAGGUCAUGGAUUGAACUGCAAGAACCUGACGGAUCCAGCCCUGCAGCCCUGUUCUCAGUAAUGUGCUACAACAUUCUGUGUGAUAAAUAUGCCACACGGCAGCUAUACGGCUACUGCCCACCCUGGGCUCUUAACUGGGAAUACAGGAAGAAAGCCAUCAUGCAAGAGAUCCUUGACUGCAACGCAGACAUAAUCAGCCUGCAGGAAGUGGAGACUGAGCAGUAUUAUAAUUACUUCCUGUUGGAGCUAAAAGUGCAGGGAUAUGAUGGAUUCUUCAGCCCAAAGUCUCGAGCCAGAACCAUGUCAGAGUCGGACAGAAAGCACGUGGAUGGAUGUGCAAUAUUCUACAAGACUGAAAAGUUUAGUGUGGUGCAGAAGCAUACCGUGGAGUUUAACCAGCUGGCAAUGGCUAACUCUGAGGGUUCUGAAGCCAUGUUAAAUCGAGUUAUGACCAAGGACAACAUUGGAGUCGCUAUGCUGCUGGAGCUCCGCCAGGAAAGGAUUGAGCUGACACCUAUGUCUCUCCAUAACCAAGAGAAACAGCUCAUCCUGGUGGCCAAUGCUCAUAUGCACUGGGACCCGGAGUACUGCGACGUAAAACUGGUGCAGACUAUGAUGUUCCUAUCUGAGGUGAAGAACAUUGUGGAUAAAGCUACACGCAGCCUCAAGCUCUCAUCUCUUUCUGGAGAAGUCAACAGCAUUCCACUGGUGCUUUGUGCUGAUCUCAACUCGCUGCCUGACUCUGGAGUGGUGGAGUUCCUCAGCACAGGUGGAGUGGACUGCACUCACAAAGACUUUAAGGAGCUGCGCUACAGUGACAGUCUGACCAACUUCAAUUGCAACGGCAAGACCAGCUCUUCUAAUGCCAGGAUUACGCAUGGCUUUAAGCUCAAGAGUGCCUACGAGAACGGGAUCAUGCCUUAUACCAACUACACCCUCGACUUCAAGGGUGUGAUCGAUUACAUCUUUUGCUCAGAGCCGCAGCUGAACGUGUUGGGAGUUUUGGGGCCUCUGGACUCUGACUGGCUUUUGGAAAACAGCGUCACUGGCUGUCCACACCCUCACAUUCCUUCCGAUCACUUUUCUCUGUUUGCACAGCUGGAGCUGAUCCUGCCUCAGCAUCCCCCUAUCAAUGGGGUCCACCUACCUGCAUGCAGGUAGUGACCCCUUAUUGCCACUGGGGGCGCUGCACACUCCCACCUCUUAUUCUGGAAAUUCUGGAAACGACUCGUCCUCUAAACUACGCCAUUUUAAAAAAAAAAAUGAUUUUCUUGGUGCA
This is a messenger RNA of Trichomycterus rosablanca, 2058 nucleotides long. RefSeq names its product CCR4-NOT transcription complex, subunit 6b (gene cnot6b). Gene Ontology annotation, biological process: nuclear-transcribed mRNA poly(A) tail shortening. The record is from RefSeq and is a predicted model, not a curated record. Gene Ontology annotation, cellular component: CCR4-NOT complex; nucleus; cytoplasm. Lineage: Eukaryota; Metazoa; Chordata; Actinopteri; Siluriformes; Trichomycteridae. The coding region runs from base 267 to 1940 and encodes 557 amino acids. The transcript is spliced from 12 exons. Gene Ontology annotation, molecular function: protein binding; poly(A)-specific ribonuclease activity.